AUGUCAGUCAUCAAAAACGUUUUUCUUCAUCUUCUUCUUCAUCUUCCUCUUCUUCUUUGUCUUUUUCUUCUUCUUCUUCUUCCUCCUCUUAAUCUUCUUCUUCCUCCUCCUCUUCUUCUUCCUCAUCCUUUUCCUCUUCCUCUUCUUCUUUCUCUUCCUCUUCUUUCUCUUCUUCCUAGUCCUCUUCUUCCUCUUCUUCUUCCUUUAUAUUCUUCUUCUUCUUCUUCUUUUCCUCUUCCUUCUUCUUUUCUUUUCUUUCUCUUCCUCUUCCUUUCCUCUUCUUCAUAUAUUCUUUGUCUUCUUCUAUAUAUCAUCUUCUUCUUCCUCCUCCUCCUUUCUUCUUCCUCUUUCUUUUCCUCUUCCUCCUCCUCUUCUUUCUCUUCCUUCUUUUUUUCCUCUUUCCUCCUCCUCUUCUUCUUCCUUCUUCUCUUCUUUCCUUUCUCUUCUUCUUUUUCCUAUUCCUAUUUCCUUCCCUCCUUUUCCUCCUUUUCUUUUUCUCUUCUUCCCUCUUCUUCCCUUUCUAUUCAAAAUCCUCUUCAAAUCUUCUUCUUCCUCCUUUUCUUCUUCUUCAGUGAUUAUACAAAAUAA
Acanthosepion pharaonis is the source of this 588-nucleotide messenger RNA. The record is from the annotation of a GenBank genome assembly. NCBI's taxonomy places the organism in Eukaryota, Metazoa, Mollusca, Cephalopoda, Sepiida, Sepiidae.